Rhizoctonia solani is the source of this 1632-nucleotide messenger RNA. RefSeq names its product Retrotransposable element Tf2 protein. NCBI's taxonomy places the organism in Eukaryota, Fungi, Basidiomycota, Agaricomycetes, Cantharellales, Ceratobasidiaceae. Gene Ontology annotation, molecular function: nucleic acid binding. The record is from RefSeq and is a predicted model, not a curated record. The transcript is spliced from 5 exons. The coding region runs from base 1 to 1632 and encodes 543 amino acids. Gene Ontology annotation, biological process: DNA integration.
AUGGACUUAGAACCAUCUCCACAAGUCAUGAUUCCAGAAUCUCACUUUGAGGCAUUUUCAGCACACAUAGAUUUGUCCUUGUUGGAUCAAAUCAAGGAAGCUACCCAGGAAGACCCUAGUCUUGACACAAUCUUGCUAGCUGUAUCAGAUCCUAAAUCCAUGCCCCACAGCAUUGCACAGAAGUUCAAGGACUAUACAAUACAGAAGGGUCUACUUCUGUAUCAAGGAAGAGUAGUUGUGCCAGAUGAACCUGAGAUCAAACAGCAACUCUUAUCUCACUUCCAUGAUUCUCCUGCUUCUGGUCACCAAGGAAGAGCACAAACUCUAGAAAGCAAGGGCCAUGCACACAACUAUGCUCUCAACCUGCUUUCUGUCCCUGCAGGUCCCUGGGAAGACAUCUCAUAUGAUUUCAUUAUCAAGUUUCCCAAGUGUAAGGGAUAUGACAGCAUCCUGGUGGUUGUAGACCACUUCUCAAAGAUGAUGCACCUGGUUCCCUGCAAAGAAACUGCUACUGCUGAGGAUGUUGCUCAGAUGUUCUUGGAACAUCUCCUCAAGGCACUCUAUAAAUCUCUGCAAAUCACUCCUAGUUUCUCUACUGCUUACCACCCACAAUCUGAUGGACAAACUGAGAUCAAGAACCAAUGGCUAGAGGCUUACCUACGUCCCUUCAUCAAUCAUAGACAGUCUGAUUGGGUUGAUUGGCUCCCACUGGCUGAAUUUGCUCACAACAAUGCCAGAAGCAAAGCAACAGGCAAAUUGCCCUUUGAGAUUGUGUAUGGAUGUUCUCCUGGCAUUUCAACACUCCUGGAACCCACUGGAUUGCCUAUUGCUGAUGACAGAGCCAAGCAACUGGCUGAGACAAUUCAGGCAGUACAGGCAUCAAUCAAAUGGGCUCAGGAGCGCUACAAACAGGCAGACACAGGGAAACCACCUCCUGAGUUUCAACCAGGAGGCAAAGUUUGGCUUCUGGCUUCCAAUAUCACAUUGCAGCGCCCCAAUAAAAAGCUAGACCACAAACAAUAUGGCCCUUUCCCUGUCAUAGAAAGAAUAGGCUUUCAUGCUUAUUGCCUGGCUCUCCCUGAGACCAUGAAGAUCCAUGAUGUGUUCCAUGUCAGCUUAUUGUCUGCUUUCAAACAAGACACAGAGUUUGAUUGCACAUUCACCCCUCUGCCGCCUGUAAUCACAGCAGAAGGAGAAGAAGAGUACAAAGUAGACAAAUUUGUAGAUUGGGCAGCAGAAGACAGAAUCUGGAAGUACAGGGUGAGAUGGAAGGGAUAUGCGCCCCAUGAGGACACACAGGAACCAGCCAAGGAUCUACAGCAUUGCAAGGACAAAUUGCGCAACUUCUUUGCCAAUUACCCAGAUGCUCCAGCAGCCAACAAUGCCAUCUGUUAUGGAUAUGACAUUUCUUCAAUAAUCUACUUUGCCUAUGUAAUGGAGGCAGAGGAUGCUGAGGGGUUCUUUGGUUGUCUCAAGGAGUGCCAACCUUGUGACAUGGCCAUGGGGUAUACCAACCUCAAGGCCUUUACUGCUUACUUCUACAGGGACAGGGAUGCCCUUCCUCAGGGUGUGUGUGAGCCCAAGGCCCUUAAGAAGGCUACAGUUAAUUUGCCACUGGGUGUUCAGGAGUAG